Molecule: messenger RNA, 219 nt
Organism: Knipowitschia caucasica
Lineage: Eukaryota; Metazoa; Chordata; Actinopteri; Gobiiformes; Gobiidae
Source: the annotation of a GenBank genome assembly
AUGAAAGAACCACGCUGCCAGGCCAAACAGAUGAAUUACUUAUCAAAGAAAGAGACUAGGACGAGGUCAGGGGAGGAAGAGGAGGAGGAGGUGAAGGAGGAGAAGGAGGAGACAGAGACUAGGACGAGGUCAGGGGAGGACGAGGAGGAGGAGGUGAAGGAGGAGAAGGAGGAGGUGAAGGAGGAGAAGGAGGCGAGACAUGAGAGGCCAAACAGAUGA